GGCAUCAGCCUCUGCGAGAAGGAGCGAGAAGAGCGCAAGGCGUUCAUGGAGGAGAAGAAAGCGGCUAAGCAAGGAGGAGCGGAUGGGGCUGGUAGUGUUAGAGAUCCAGGGGUAGGGGAAAGAAGCGGAAUCCCGCAAGAUAUCGCCCAGACGUUGGGUGACGAUGGGAGGCCAAGGUAG
Closterium sp. Naga37s-1 is the source of this 180-nucleotide messenger RNA. The record is from the annotation of a GenBank genome assembly. Lineage: Eukaryota; Viridiplantae; Streptophyta; Zygnematophyceae; Desmidiales; Closteriaceae.